AUCGCGGCACCGGAUCCCGAGCGCGGUGGCAGCGUGAAUGACGGCACGCGCACCCCUCAACCCUUCACCCGCUCCGCGGCGCACUCUGGCCUCUCGCUCCCCAGUUGCGCGGCCCUAUUGAUAUCUACGACGACAGCGAACCCGCCAAAAAGCGACUCCACUUUUCAACAACGCCUGCACCACACGCGACCAUGGAUGACGAACACAACCCCACGGCCAACAGCCUCAGCGACGCAGCCGAAGAUGAAGACUUUGCGAGGAUCAUGCGCCAGGCGCAGAUGGGCGCAGCCGAAGGCGAGGAGGAUUUGCUAAAUGGCAUCGCCUCGCGCCCGCUCGAGGCUGGCGAAAAGGCCGAUGAUGCCGUAGACUACGAAGACAUUGGCGAUGACGACCUGCCGGAAGAAGAGUUUGAGUCAACCGGAGGCGACGAUGCCGGCGUCAACUUCAGCGGGACGACAAUGCAGGAUUCUGGCGACACGCUGGAGAAUGGCGAUGUGGAUAUGGAUGAUCUUUUUGGCGAUGGCGACGCACAGGACGACCUCUUUGGUGAUGACCCAGAUCGCUCGGAUCCCGCACAGGAAAGCACACAGCACAAAGACGACCCACUCACGUCAAUCGAGGAUCUGGUCCAGGAAGGCUUCAGCAGUGCUGGACAGGACAAGUCGCAACCGAGCAACCGCAACACCACACAGACGACACUUCAGGAUGAGAUAGACGAGGAAGAAGACCCAGAGGUGCGCGAGCAACUGGCUCUUUUUGCCCAGUCUCUUCGCAAGAAAGAUGAGCCAGCAGACGCACCGAAAAAGACAUCAAGGGAGGAAUUUGAGAAGAUCUGGCCCAAUUUUGAGGCAGACAAACCCCCACGUUUCUUCAGUUUGGUACCUCGAAAACGUGCCUUUUACAUACCAAAAGUCCCGCCCAAGGCACCGAGGCCUUUCCAGAUGAACAAGCUUACUCUGGAUUUGGCGACAGAUCAGGAGAAGAGCUUCCGGUUACACCCCGCAACUACACCCAAAUCUGGUCGGCAACAAGAGGAAGAGCAAGGCGGCAUCAUACAUAUAACAAGCACAACGGAAGAAGACGGUGACGGGAACGAGCAUAUGGAUUUUGAUCAUUUUGAAACCAUUGACGACCACGAGUUGAUUGGCAAGGUAUCAUGGAGUGACCUCAGAAUCGCAUGCGAGGACUGGGAAGUCCCAGACGAUACAAGUGCUACAACACUAUCCGACCGUGGCCAAGCACCUACCCCGCCUGAAAGCGUCAACGCUGGCCAGUCACCCAACAAGAAGCGCAGACUAGGAGACCAGGACCAGCUCAUCAAGUUUUCCGUCUACGACCACAUGGACCUGCCUACGUGGGACGACCCAGAGCUGGAGACGUCGAAGCUGUCAAAGAAGAUUCUCUUGGACAUGAACGACCCUCACCUCCUGCUGGAUAUACAACAACCAAGUGCAGAGCCGCCCAAGCCUCGGACACUGGGUCUGGGGCUCAAGCGUGACAGCCGUGGUAGUCUUGCCAACCCCAUGUUCAAGCGCUACAACAUUUCCAACGACGAGGCAUACGACGCGCUCAAGGAGAGCAGCCAACAGAAGGUCCGUAGCACUAUUGGCCACAUGAAUGUUGAGCACAGUUUGCCCGCAUUGAAGCUGCAAUAUCCUUUCUACAAGGUUGCACUUUCCGACCGCGAGCUUCGAUCGUUCCAUCGUCCCACUAUCACAUUCAAGCCUGGUGAACGAGCUAGCAUCUCGUCGCUCAAGUCUAUCAAGAGGAAACACAAGAAGAACCUCAAGCCGUCUGAAGCCUUUGCAUCUGCAGAGGAUCUCAACAUUGGCGAUAACUCGGAUCUUCUCCUCGCCGAGUACUCGGAGGAGUACCCCACGACUUUGUCCAACUUUGGUAUGGGCAUCAAGAUUCUCAACUACUACAGGCGAAAGGACAUGGAAGAUACAGCACGACCGAAACCAGAAGACGGCAUCGGAGAGACUUCAAUUCUGUUGCCACAGGACAAGAGUCCUUUCUCGUUGUUUGGCCAAGUCGAGCCAGGCCAGCAAGUAUUAACACUCCACAACGCCAUGUACAGAGCGCCCGUGUUCAAGCACAAGCCCGAAGAGACCGACUUCCUUGUCAGCAGAAGCUGGACUGGGGUUAAUGGCCCCAGAUACUACAUGCGGACUAUCCCCAACCUCAUGGUGGUCGGUCAACAGUUCCCGUCGGUAGAGGUACCUGGUACCCAUGCCCGCAAGGUUACCGAGGCGUCGAAGAAACGACUCAAGAUGCUGGCGUUCCGAUUGUACCGAAAGGGACAACAGAAGGGAGCGCGACAGCCUUGGGUUAGUAACGAGAUGAUCAAGCAGCAUCUUCCCGGCACUGAAAUUGCGCAAAACCGUUCCCGAAUGCGAGAAAUCAUGAAGUACCAGAAGGACAUUGGCACUUGGGAACCUGUGGCUGGAGAGACUGUGCCCGAGGAGCCCAUUCUGCGCACUUGGAUAAAACCAGAAGAUGUCUGCUUGAUCGACUCCAUGCAUGCUGGUGACAAGCAGCUUCAGGAUGCCGGUAUCAAGUCGAACGAAAUUCGUGACGACGACGAAGAAGCCGACAACGAGAAUGCCGAUGUCAAGCUGGCGCCAUGGAAUACCACCAAGAACUUCCUGAAUGCAUGUGCUGGCAAGGCUAUGCUGGAGCUCCACGGCGAGGGUGAUCCUACUGGGCAAGGCUUGGGAUUCAGUUUCAUCAAGGUCUCAAUGAAGGGCGGUUUCAGAGAUGUGGGCGAGAGUGCAGCUGAUCGUCUUGACAGCAAGAAGAUGAAGGAGCUUGGCGGUCACAGCUACAAUGUCCAGCGCCAGCAGGUCAUGUACGAGAAUGCCAUCAAGCGUAUCUGGAACAAACAGAAGGAGAGUCUGUCUGCUCAAAACCCGCCUUCCGAUACAGAAGAUGAUGUUGACACGGCCAUGCCUCGCAACCACCUCCCACGCCAGCGCUCCGAAGUUGGAACUCCAGCUACAAUGCGGCCUGAUGACGAGACCAUGUCACAAAUGUCCCGCAAUAGCAAUGCAGACAACCGCGGCAAGAAGCUCAAGAUCACAAGGACCAUCAAGAACAAGUUCGACGAGUAUGAAGAGGUUACCGAAACCAUUACCGAUCCCGCUGUCAUCAAGCUCUACAUCAAGGAGAAGCGCCAACAGCGUCUACUCAACAUGCGUAUCGAGGAUAUCAAGCCUACCGGUGAUCCUGAGGUCGACAAAGCGCAGCAAAUCAAGCUCAAAGCGGAACUGGCCCGUCUUGCGCGCAACAUUGAGCGCCGCGAGGGUCGCGAAAAGGCAAAGGGUCUACACAAACUACAGACGGGCGAAGGAGGCAGUGCUACGGGUGGGCCAGGAAAGGGCGGAGCAACACCUCGCAAGUGCGCUAACUGCGGCGAGGUGGGCCACAUCAAGACCAACAAGAAGCUCUGUCCCCUCCUCAACGGCCAAAGAAAGCAAAACGACACAUUCAAAGACGCAAAUGCCGCGUCGCCCGCCACAGCCACAGUCCCCGCCACCCCUUCAUUUGCCGGCUCGCCAUCUUAGAAUGAGCGCUAUUCUUAGGAACUGCACACACAAACACACGUAACGGCUCUGUCUCAUGUUCCCAGGGUUUAACAUUUCUACCAGUUCACUCCCAUUGACCAGGUCCUUCACCACCACACUUCAACGUAGUAAAAACAAAAGUAAU
Messenger RNA from Exserohilum turcica Et28A, 3711 nucleotides. RefSeq lists its product as uncharacterized. Bases 192 to 3566 code for a protein of 1124 amino acids. Gene Ontology annotation, biological process: RNA polymerase II preinitiation complex assembly; transcription by RNA polymerase II. Gene Ontology annotation, molecular function: histone acetyltransferase activity; RNA polymerase II general transcription initiation factor binding; RNA polymerase II general transcription initiation factor activity. The record is from RefSeq and is a predicted model, not a curated record. The transcript is spliced from 2 exons. Gene Ontology annotation, cellular component: transcription factor TFIID complex. NCBI's taxonomy places the organism in Eukaryota, Fungi, Ascomycota, Dothideomycetes, Pleosporales, Pleosporaceae.